AAAACGUUCAUUUCAAUCAUGACACUGAACUAUAUUUAAUGCAUACCUUCAUUUUUGUAUUUAUGGAGUAGUUACAUUUCUAUAUAUCACGAAAGAUCGACGAUCAACUGAUUUGUGAAAAUAUUUAAAUAUUGAAUUUUUAUUUACUUUUAAAACGUAAUUGAAUAGAAUAAGUGUUUGCAGUUUUAUUCAAAAUGUAUUGACCAACGGAUAUAAGUGUUACACAGUAAUAAAAACUACAUUUUAUAUACUUGGAAUACGAGAUCUCAAAAUGUACUUAACGUUGUACGCUGUACAACUCUUUGUUUUUAAAGAAGACAUUAUAUUUUAAACCAAACAUGAACAAUAUGGCAAUGCAUAGAUUUAACUCUUUUCCACUGGUUCUGAUAAAAAGAUGUGAAUAAAAAAUGGAAAGAAGUCGAGAAAGUAUAUUAGACGGAUUUCAGUUCCAAAACAGUGAAACUUACUGGGAAAUACGGAGACUUCUUGAACGAAGACCCCCAAGUAGAUUUUCUGACGGAUUAUCACGGGAAGCUCGUAUGGUCAUUGAUCAGUUAAAGGAAGAGUCUAAAUCAUGCAAUACACCACAAACAUCUGAUGACCAUAGUCACAUUUACACAGACAGACGAUAUUCUAACUUGAAGCCAGCUAAGACUAAGGUAAAAUCCGAGGAACCUCGAAAGAAAAAAAGUGUGACGUAUACCGAUUCAUUGGAGAAAUCCGCAUUACGUCUAGACCGUGACAUAACAGACCCUAAUUUCAAUGAAAUGAAACAACGUAAACGCUCCCUAGGUGGCGGACCUGUGCAAUCAGCUAUGGAAACUAUUGAAAUCGUAAAUGCUUCGGAACCUACGGAAAUUACCGAAGAUGAUUUUGCUAUCGAGGAGACGGCGAAGCAUAAUUCCGUGGAGAAAUGUAUAGUGUGGAUGGAAGUGAACGAUAAUCAAGACGAUUCAGAAUCGAAUGUUGGUGCUGUUGCUGAAUGAUUAUGGCUUUCUUUUACAUCAUGUUUAAAAACACCAUUGAAAGUUGUUUAUGAGAUUUCAUUACAAGUUGAGAAUCUGAAGUUUUCGCCACCUGUUUCCAUGGUGAAAUUAAAUGAGUUUCGAUUAGUAAUAAUUUAAAAUAUUAUAUGAGAUUCGAUGAAAUUAUUUUACGGAUAUCUAUCCAUCAAAGACACAUCUGAAACCACAUUAAUCCAACUAUUAGAACGAAUAGCAAAUUGUGGUAUGAUCCACAUCUAUAGAUCUCAAGCAUACUAACUUUCUGCCAUUGGUAUCUUUCAACGCGAUGUAUUUUAUUCAUUUGUAUAUGUAAUUUAUUUUUGUAGUUUGAUAAAAACAUAUACAAUUAAAAACCUUCCAACUGAACGUGAUUCAAUAUAUUAAUAGUAUCCUGUAAAAUGUAAAUAUUGAAUAUAAUAGAUUUUAUUCGAUCCUGCAGUUUUAGACAUACUUACAUUAAUCAAUUAUUUAAAGAUUCAAUUUACAAUGUUUUUUAUGUAAUUGUACAUAUUUUAAUUAGAAAAUAAGUAUUUUUUUAAUUUGCUUCUUUUGAUAUUAAGCACGAAAUUUCACUGUGCAUAUAGGUUUAAAUGAUAUUUUUUUAUUUCAUGAGAAACACUUUUGUAUUCCAGGACUGGGAAUGAGCCUGAUACAUGUACAUGACUUUUGAUUAAUCUUUCACUACACUCAAACUCAUCAUCUACCGACAAAUUGAAAUAGCGUGAGGCAACACUUAUGGAUUUAUUUUUUUAACAGCAUAAUUUAUUAUAAUAUAAUAUAUAUAUAUUAAUGUUAUUUGUAAAAGAAGUGAGGUUUAAUAAAUAUGUUCUUGAAGAAAGUACUGCUGAAAUAAUGUAGUACAGUAGUUUUUGUAAGAUUAUAUAGCUCUAUUCGCUGGAUAUGACUUGACUUGCAGCGAAAAAACAACAAGUGGUACGUAAUAGAUAGCUCAAGCAAAUGGCUCUUGUGUUUGGAGAGAUCGAUUACGGGGAGGGACUGAAUUAUUCGCAAGAUUUCCGCGACAAAAAUUAUUUUAAUUCUGUUUUACAAAUGCAUGAUUGAUGAAAUGCCGAUUUAUAACCUAUUACUGAUCAUGAUUUAAAGGUACCGUUGUCUUCUUUGAACAAAAACAAAAGGUUUGAAUUUGAAUCAUCAUAUCAUCAUCGAUUAAAAUACAUGUACAUUGUAUACGGCGUUGGCAAUGGGGCCAUCGGAGUCUACAUUGCCCAUAACAUAAUUCAAAUAUUUGAUUAGUUUUUUUUCUUCUGGCAAAUGUUUUGUUAUAAACGUUGUCAACCAUAAAAAUGUUGAUUGUC
This is a messenger RNA of Mytilus californianus (California mussel), 2320 nucleotides long. RefSeq lists its product as uncharacterized. The record is from RefSeq and is a predicted model, not a curated record. The coding region runs from base 408 to 986 and encodes 192 amino acids. Lineage: Eukaryota; Metazoa; Mollusca; Bivalvia; Mytilida; Mytilidae. The transcript has 3 exons.